UUCAACCUAAACACAAAUGAUUUUUAUUUCCUGAAGUCAAAUCGUUUUCUUUCGUGGGAUGAGAUCAGAAAUGCCAUGCCUUUUUAUCGCAUUUUAAAUAACGAUUUGGGCAACUCGAAAAAUACUACAUAGAUCCAUAUAGAGAUCUAGAUUAGUCUUGUUGAUUUUAAAUUAUUAACCAAGUGGAGGUGUAGGCAUAUUCGACAUAAUUUUUUUAUUUUUUUUUUGCUACAAGUACAAUCAAUCACUCAAGGCAAGUCUCAAUCAGAAAUAGGACUUAGAGAGAUUCAGACAGUCUGACAGUCAGUGAGUAACUCAGUCGUCUCAGUAACUUGUUGAGGAGUAACAUAACAAUGACAUUUUAGUACUCUGACUCUGAAAGAUCUACUAGAUCAUCUGCAUCUGCUGAUCUAGACUACCUCUAGAUCUACUCUACUAGACUAGAAUCUAGAUCUAGACUAGUAAUCUAAAUCUAGUCUUAGUGGAAUUUCAUUCAGUCAGACAUGGCAGCAUCAAGAAGAUGGUUUCACCCCAAUAUCAGUGGGCAACAAGCCGAAAGGCUUUUAAUGGAAAAAGGCCAAGACUGGAGCUUUUUGGCACGACCAAGCAGCACAGAAGGUGCUUACACAUUAUCUAUAAGGCGAAAUGGAGAGGUUACUCACAUAAAAAUUCAAAACACAGGUGAUUCAUAUGACCUCUAUGGCGGUGAAACAUUUGCUACACUGUCAGAACUUGUUCAGUAUUAUAUGGAAAAUCAGGAGCAGUUGAGGGAAAAAAAUGGAGCAGUCAUCAAAUUGAAAUACCCAAUGGCAUCCAUGGAUCCAACUCCAGAGAGGUGGUUUCAUGGUCAUCUUACUGGCCGAGAAGCAGAACGUCUUCUACUAGAGAAGGGUAAGAACUCUAGUUUUCUUGUGAGAGAAAGCCAAAGCAAACCUGGAGAUUUUGUCAUUUCUGUGAGGUGCGAAGACAGAGUCACACAUGUGAAAAUACGAUGUCAGGGGAACAAAUAUGAUGUUGGAGGAGGAGAAAUGUUUGAUUCUCUUAGUGAAUUAGUAGAGCAUUAUAAAAAAAGUCCAAUGGUAGAAACGUCUGGAACAGUUGUAUAUAUUAAACAUCCUUUAUAUAAUAGUCGAGUUAUGGCUUCAUCGCUUGAAAAUAGAAUCAAACAAUUACAGUCUGAAGAUGAGGACAGUCAAAAAUCUAACAAUGCUUUUCAUGAAGGUUUUUGGGGAGAGUUUCAUCAAUUACAACAGUGUGAAUUCACUGGCAUGAGAUUCUCAAGAGAAAAAGGGAGUAAACCAGAAAACAAAGCUAAAAAUAGAUAUAAAAACAUAUUACCCUAUGAUUACACUCGGGUGGUCCUUGCAGAUGGCAAUGAGGACUUGGGAACUGACUAUAUCAAUGCUAAUUAUAUUGUAUGGACUGAUGAUGACCAGAUGAUAGAACCCAAGAGGAAGUACAUAGCCACACAAGGUCCUUUAACAAGUACAAUGCUUGAUUUUUAUAGAAUGAUAUGGCAAGAAGGUUCAAGGGUCAUUAUAAAUUUAGCCAGGAUUACAGAGCGAGGAAAAAUACAAAUUAAUAUUUACUGGCCAUUGCAAGAAGAAAAUGGAGAGAAAUUGUUUGUGUUCGAGCAACCAGAUAGUACGGGGAAAAAAGAAUUUAUUUGUCAGUAUCGAGUGAAGCUGUUGAAUGAAACUGGUGACCAGACAUACAUCAAAAGAGAAAUGCUGCUAUCAAAAGAAAAUAAAGAUGGCAAACCUUUAGAAGAACCUCGUAAAAUUUACCAGUUUCAUUACAUGAUUUGGCCAGAUUACAAUGUUCCUGAUGACCCUGGCUCAAUGAUAGACUUCUUAGAGAGAAUUAACAAUCUCUUAGACUCAUUACCAAGUCCUGGCCCUGUUGUUGUCCAUUGCAGUGCUGGUAUAGGAAGGACUGGUACUCUUAUUGUUGCUGAUAUGAUCAUAAACCAGAUCAAAACACAUGGUUUUGAUUGUGAUAUUGAUAUUUUCAAAUCAAUUCUGAUGGUCAGAGCUCAGAGGUCUGGUUUAGUUCAAACACAAAGUCAGUAUCAGUUUGUUUACCUAGCUGUUCAGAGAUACAUGGAAAUAGAAAGGCAAAGACAGUUAGCUGGGCAGACCAAUGCAGGGAGAGAGUAUACAAACAUCAAAUAUGCCACAGGCGCUGUAGAGGCUGCAAAGAGAGCUCAAGCUAUGGGACACCCUCCACCUGUCCCUCCAUUGCCGCAUCCAGGUUUUCGAAAGAGGGAUGUCAAAUUGCCCCCAGAUGACUCAUCAAUGCAGUAUCAGAAUAUAAACAAUAUUGACACUUAGACAAUCUGGCUUUAGAAUUUAAAAAAAAAUAAUAUUGAAAUUUCACAAGAGAUGUUCAUGCCAUGUUGAAAACUUCACUAAAUGUUUUACGAAAUCGAUGGAAUCAAGGCUUCACUCUGAUCCCUAGUAAAUUUGUUGUGACUAACCCUUUAGUCCUACUUUUGGCUAGAUAAUAAAUAGACAUUUGUAGCAACUCCAAUGAACUGUUAGUUUUAAUGUUUUACUGGUAUGAAGCAGACAAGUAUGGGAAGGAGGGGUGGGUGGUACAGAAUGCCUGUUGCUGUUUUUCUUUUAAUGUGAACAUUUAUUGUCAGUUUUUAAAACAAGUUUUAGUUGUAUUAUAGAUGUCAAGAGAUGACACAUGCACACACAAAUAAUCACAUUAUUGCAAAUAUUACAUUUUUUUAGUCAUUUUAAAAUAUUAAUGAUAUGAAAUAUUUUAGUUAAGAAAUGUAUCCCUGCAUUUUUCUGAUGGCACACUUUUUUAUUGUUAUAUUUUGCAAAGCUAAAAAAAAAUAUGUUUCCCCACAAUAAAUCAAUAGUACAAUAAUUUGCACUGACUAUUUUUAUUUGUAUUUCUACAUUGUCUUUUAUAACUAAUUUUAUAACAUUUUACAUAUUUAGUAUAUUUAUGUUAUCAAAUUUCCAAAAAUUGUGUAGGCUUCUCUGAUACGGAAACAUCAGUUUACAUUCCAAAAAAAAAAGAAAAAAAAAAAGAAACAUUGCAUUAAUAUAGCUAAAUAUUCAAGCUGAUUAUUUGAAUGAAUGAAAGAAAUGUGAUAUGACUGAGUGACUAUAUAGAUUGUAUUAGUGAAAUUAAACAAAUUAGUGAUUUUGAAUGUCAUCAAAUGUCUAUGCACAUAGUAUUUAAAAUGUGUUAUUGGAAGUUGUUAGUUAAAUGUUUAAGAACUCAAUAAUGUCCAUGUUUGUUUGUUGUUUUAGUACUUUUAACUACUUAUUAACUAUUGCACUUUCAGAGCAAUAAGCUUCUGAAAACAAAAUAUUGAUCUCCACAUGAUGUGUGUGAGAACAAGCAGAGAAAAAAAAAUAUUUUUAAGACUAUAUUUUGUAAUAAAAAAUCUUAAAUGUACAUUUUACUAUACUAAAAUUCUUUUAUUGACUUCCUUCUCAGAAAUGAGAAAAAUUGUAAAUUACUGCACAGAAAUGCUGUUUACACAUUUUUUUUUAGAAAGAUACUUUAUUUUAUGUUACCCAACAAGGAUAGACUUACCAACUGGAAACACAUUUUCACAUUCUUCUAUUAACCAGCUUUUUUGCUGCUGCACUGCAGAAUCUUGUGAAUUAAUGCACACCUCUAAGCCAUAGCUAUUAUAUUCUUUUUAAUGAAGCAACAUUGCCCCAUUGAGACAGUGUUGUUUAUAAAGACUCAUUACCAGCUGAGAAUUAUGUGUUCCUGCUGAGAGUUACAACAUAAAUGUGUGCCUCUAGCAAACAUUAUAGGCUGGUUGUGUAGAUGUAGGUUUUAAUUCUAAAACUGUUGACUUCCAGAGAGAUAGAGAGAUGAGUAAACUCAAACAGAAGAUGACAGUGGUCCAUAGAGUACAGCUUAAGAAAUGCUGGUCUAUUGGGAAGGUGGGCUGAAGUAGAGUUCAGCUUACCCAGACAUGUUAAAGGUAUUCUUUGGCCAGCAGCAUACCAUUUUCUUUGCUUAGGUUACAAAAUCAGUCAUAGUGCAUUCACCAUUUUGAAACUGCACAAAACCAGUAUAUUAGAAUAUACACUCUAACUAAAAAAAAGUGUAAUUAUGCUUAAUGAAAGGAUUACAUUUAAUACAAAUCCUCUAUGACAGUGUAUAUCAGAUAUACUUUUAUUUGUGUGCACAGUAACAUCCUUAAAUUAAUUGAUUUCUUGUUGCAUUUCGGCUGGCCCUUUUUAAUUAGUUGUUUUUGAUAGACUUGGUUAUCACUGACCUAUGUUGUAUGUUUUGCUCCCUGUUGUCAACUUUUGACCUACUGUGAUUUAGUGUUUUGAAUGCCAUACCUACUUGAGAAUGAGGCUCAGAUGUAUGUACUCAAACAAAACAAAACAAGCUUUAUAUGCAUUCAAUUGAUUCCAUUUGUGCAAAGUAAAAACUUGUUUUUUCUAAUUCUGUAUGUUCGUUGAAAAGAGACACUUUUUAUUUAAAAGCAUUAACAAAAAUUAUAACAAAAUAAUCUUGGGAUUUAAAAAAAAAAAUUAUUUCUGUGUCAUGGCUUAAGUAAUAAUUAAAAUAAAUACUUGAAACCAUAAUGUCAAUUAAGAUUAACAAGGAUUUUAAAGUUAAAAUCAAUUUUUAAUGAUUGGUUUCACCCUUACCUGUUCUAUUUUCAGGGACACCACACUUGAUUUGCUAUUGAGUUCCCUUCAUCUCUUAAUUUUCUGCCAUCACUAGAGUUACACCCAUUGUUUAGAAUAUCUGUUCUUUUCAUUAUUUCGUGUUUGUAAGGCCUUUGGCAUGGAUCAAUAAAUUAUUUAUUUUUUUUAACAAUCGUCACGAAGCUCAUGUGAAUGUUCAACUGACCUAUUGAUCUCACUGCUCUAGAUAUGGUUUCUGUAGUAAUGCCUAGUUGCAUCCUAAAGCAAGUGUCUUCUGGUGUAAAGUUCUUUAACUCAAAUGGUAAUAUAUAGUUUUCUAUAUAUUAAAAACAGUUUAUCAAUGUGGGCAAUAUAGUUAAAGCUCUUUUUAAUUACCAAGCUACCAAACGUCAAUAUGUGCUAUAAGCUGUUUGGGUCUCUUUCAAGAGGUCUUGUUUGAGAUGAUAAUGACAAGUAUGUGAAAAUAAACUGGUUUCAUUAUGAAUUUUUUUUUUUUAUUCUAAUUUAAUAAUGGUCAUGAAUAUGUUUACUUUUCAUUAAAUUUUCAAAAUUAAAUGUUGGUUACACAUCAAUGAAAAGGUUAUUUUAAUGAUUUUUUUAAUGCAGAUUUAAAUUUUGAUUUUCCUCCAAAAUUCUUGUUGAAAACUAAAAUUAAUUUUAAAAAAAAAUCUCUUCACAAAGUAGAUAAGAAUAUAUAAUUUGAAUUUUUUUUCUCUAGUAUUAUAUAGUGGGCCAUCCCAAUUGUUUCUAUAAUUUGUUUUCCAUUAUCUCUGUUUAUCACUGAUGCUACAUGUUAAUUGUUACGGCCUAUUGUUUUCAAGAGAUUAUGAUUGUAGUUAGUAGGCCUAUAUGUUAGUUUUACAUUCACAUUGUGGCCAUACCCAUUACAUUAUCAACAGGCCCGUUACCAAUAAAGCUUCUUCAUUUUUCUUCAUUGAUUUCAUAUUCACUGACUAGCCAUUCAUCCUUCUCCAUUUUCUGUAACGUCUGUUUGUACAAUGUGUUCCCAUAACUAUAUGUGAGACUUAACAGUAUUUUCAAUAUUGGGUUUAUGAGAAUGGAUUAUUAAAAUUAUGUUGUUUGUUUCCCCCAGUUUUCUGACUUGAAGUAAUAAAUAAACUUCCUAUUUGUGCAAUGGGACAUACACAGA
Molecule: messenger RNA, 5799 nt
Organism: Biomphalaria glabrata
Lineage: Eukaryota; Metazoa; Mollusca; Gastropoda; Planorbidae
Product: tyrosine-protein phosphatase non-receptor type 11-like
Exons: 15
Coding region: 504-2333 (609 amino acids)
Biological process (GO): protein dephosphorylation
Molecular function (GO): protein tyrosine phosphatase activity
Source: RefSeq, a predicted model, not a curated record